AUGUAAAAUCCCCAAAUCGCGCACGGUCCCACAAAAUGCGUUUUUUGAAUGAAAAGAGGAGAAAUCCGUGAAAGUGUGGUGAAGUAACAGUUUCAGUGUGACGAUGAGCGACAAAAAAGGGGACAAAUUCAACGAUCACGGCAAAGACCGAGACAGAUCCAGGUCACCACACCGCCGCCCGGAAAACGUGGCACUUGACGCGAAAAAACGCCUCAAAACGAUGGGAAUCCAAAUGAAACUCAGCUCACAAAAGCAAACUGCGAAGCCCAAACUGACCAUAGCCGCAGCUUUUAACCAAGAGAGUGACGAGGAACCCGAGGAGAUGCCCCCAGAGGCCCGAAUGAGGAUGCGGAAUAUUGGACGGGACACCCCCACGUCAUCGGGCCCUAACUCAUUUGGCAAAACCAAACAAGGAUUUUCAGAGUCGAAAAAACCGUUCGAUCAAAGCCCGGACAGGGCUAACAACACAGCUAAAUGAGAGCACAGUUACCUGAGCGUUUUUGCAAUAAUUUAUUAAUUUAUGUAUAUUGUGUCAGUGAGGAGAAAUAAACAAGUCGUGAUUA
Molecule: messenger RNA, 563 nt
Organism: Tribolium castaneum (red flour beetle)
Lineage: Eukaryota; Metazoa; Arthropoda; Insecta; Coleoptera; Tenebrionidae
Product: PEST proteolytic signal-containing nuclear protein
Exons: 3
Coding region: 104-478 (124 amino acids)
Biological process (GO): proteasome-mediated ubiquitin-dependent protein catabolic process; protein ubiquitination
Cellular component (GO): nucleus
Source: RefSeq, a predicted model, not a curated record